This is a messenger RNA of Brachypodium distachyon (stiff brome), 1303 nucleotides long. RefSeq names its product protein EXORDIUM-like 2. Lineage: Eukaryota; Viridiplantae; Streptophyta; Magnoliopsida; Poales; Poaceae. The transcript has a single exon. Bases 45 to 998 code for a protein of 317 amino acids. The record is from RefSeq and is a predicted model, not a curated record.
CCAGCUCGGGUUCCACACACCUUCUACAACAGCUACUGGCAGCCAUGGCCCACCAGCACCAUCACAGCCUUGUCCUCCUGCUACUCGCCGUGUCUCUCGCCGGCGCCGGCGCGGCCACGCCGCGGCAGCUGUUCCUGGUAACCCAGCCGCCAGUGACGCUCACCAACCACCACGGCCAGCUGCUGACCGGCAACUACUCCGUCAACCUGCUCUGGUACGGCCGCUUCACCCCGGCGCAGCGCGCCACCGUGGCUGACUUCGUCCUCUCCCUCUCUUCUUCCCCGGCGCCGCGGUCCGUGGCCUCCUGGUGGGCCACCACGGCCCGGUACCACCCCGGCGCGGCCCGGCUCGCCCUGGGCCGCCAGGUGCUCGACCCGUCCCUCUCCCUCGGGAAGCGGCUCUCGGAGUCCCACCUCGCCUCCCUCGCCGCCCGCCUCUCCCCGCACCGCGGCUCCAUCGCCGUCGUCAUCACCGCCCCGGAUAUCCUCGUCGACGGCUUCUGCCUCUCCCACUGCGGCCUCCACUCUUCCGCCUCCUCUUCGUCCCCAGCGCGCGGCCACCAGAUCGGCGGCGGAGCCCGUGGGCGGGGGAGGUUCGCGUACGUGUGGGUGGGGGACGCGGCGGAGCAGUGCGCGGGGCAGUGCGCGUGGCCGUUCCACGAGCCUUUGUACGGGCCGCGGGGGGCGGCGCCGCUGGUGGCGCCGAAUGCCGAUGUCGGCAUGGACGGGGUGGUGAUCAACCUGGCGACGCUGCUGGCGGGCGCCGUGACGAACCCGUACGGCGGCGGGUACUUCCAGGGCCCCGCCGAGGCGCCGCUGGAGGCCGUGACGGCGUGCACGGGGGUGUUCGGCGCAGGGGCGUACCCGGGGUACCCGGGCCAGCUGGCCGUGGACGCGACGACGGGGGCCAGCUACAACGCCGUCGGGGUCGCCGGCCGCCGGUUCCUGCUGCCCGCCAUGUGGGACCCCGAGACCUCGCAGUGCUCCACGCUAGUGUAGAGAAGAAGAACGCCCGGAUCGGAACGGUGAGGACGAUCGAGGUGGAGGACCUAAUAAUCGAUCCAAGGAUCGUGGAUGGAUGGGCAGAAUAGCUGGGGCUUUGUGUAAGGAAAGGUUGGGAGAUGGGAGCCUGGGAAGGGGUGUAGUGUGUUCGUGCUGUUCUUGUUCUCUGUUCUGUGAAUAUUUUCUUGUUGUCAGAAGAAGCAUGAUGUAGUGGUCUUCUGAUCUGUGAUAAAAUUAGGCUUAAUUAUUGUUGUGUUCUGUAUAUGGCAUUGUUCCUCGCAAUCUUUGUUGUGGCCGUGGCA